Messenger RNA from Suillus paluster, 593 nucleotides. Its product is annotated as histone methylation protein DOT1-domain-containing protein. The record is from RefSeq and is a predicted model, not a curated record. Gene Ontology annotation, cellular component: nucleus. Gene Ontology annotation, molecular function: histone H3K79 methyltransferase activity. The transcript is spliced from 3 exons. NCBI's taxonomy places the organism in Eukaryota, Fungi, Basidiomycota, Agaricomycetes, Boletales, Suillaceae. Bases 1 to 429 code for a protein of 142 amino acids. Gene Ontology annotation, biological process: regulation of transcription regulatory region DNA binding; DNA repair; DNA damage checkpoint signaling.
AUGUGGGGACUUUCGAUAAAAGAGGUGGAGUUAAAAGAAGGAGACAUGCUGACUAGUCGGAGAGUCACUGAGUUGCUACCUCAGGCGGAUGUUGUGCUGGUCAAUAAUAAGGUGUUCCAGCAGUCACUACUAAACGAAGCAUUACGCCCGCGGUUUCUUGAUUUAAAAGAGGGCGCCAUUGUUGUUUCCUUGAAGCCAUUCGUUUCCUCUCUCAACGCACGCGUUACUGAACGCAACGUGGAUGAAAUAAGCGCGAUCUUUGACGUCUCUGAACGAUCCUACCGCUCUGGCAGCGUUUCAUGGGGUAGCGGAGGUGGCUCGUAUUAUCUACAUCGAGUCGACCGGGCAGGCUAUGUGGGCCUCAAACAAAAAUUUGAGAACCAGCGCGCGAGGAGUGCGCGUGCCUCACGGCGGCGACAAUCUAUUUAGUGCACAUUUUACCUUUACACAAUCUAUUGGUGCCGUUAGUGUUGACCUGUCGUACGCUGGCAGUUGUGGUGUAUCGUGAGGUGCUGUAAACACCUACACUGGUCCACAAGUAGUCCUGAUAUACUGUUCAAUUUAUAGUCGGAGGGGAUGACGAAAAGCAACAC